AUGGAGCUCUCCGAUGUGCGCUGCCUAAGCGGCAGCGAGGAACUCUACACCAUCCACCCGACGCCCCCGGCCGGCGACGGCGGGAGCGGCUCUCGGCCGCAGCGGCUGCUGUGGCAGACGGCGGUGAGGCAUAUCACCGAGCAGCGCUUCAUUCACGGGCACCGGGGUAGCGGCGGCGGCGGCGGGAGUAGAGGCUCCGGCAAAGCCUCGGACCCUGCAAGCGGCGGCCCCAACCAUCACGCGGCGCAACUGUCCAGCGAAUCGGCGCUGCCCCUCUACUCGCUGGGCCCCGGGGAGAGAGCUCACAGUACCGGUGGCACCAAAGUCUUCCCGGAACGCAGCGGGAGCGGCAGCGGCAGCGGGAGCGGGGGCGGGGGUGAUCUGGGCUUCCUGCACCUCGACUGUGCCCCGAGCAACUCGGAUUUCUUCCUGAACGGAGGCUACAGCUACCGAGGGGUCAUUUUCCCCACUCUGCGCAACUCCUUCAAGUCCCGGGAUCUGGAGCGCCUCUACCAGCGCUAUUUCCUGGGCCAGAGGCGCAAAUCCGAGGUGGUGAUGAAUGUGCUGGACGUGCUGACCAAACUCACCCUGUUGGUCCUCCACCUGAGCCUGGCUUCGGCCCCGAUGGACCCUCUCAAGGGCAUCCUCCUGGGCUUCUUCACUGGCAUCGAGGUGGUGAUCUGCGCCCUGGUGGUGGUCAGGAAGGACACCACCUCGCACACGUACCUGCAGUACAGUGGCGUGGUCACUUGGGUGGCCAUGACCACCCAGAUCUUGGCAGCAGGCCUUGGCUACGGGCUUCUGGGUGAUGGCAUCGGUUACGUUCUCUUCACACUGUUCGCCACCUACAGCAUGCUGCCGCUGCCGCUCACCUGGGCCAUCCUGGCCGGCCUGGGCACCUCUCUGCUGCAGGUGGCCCUGCAGGCGGCCAUUCCUCGGCUAGCUGUCAUUUCCAUCAACCAGGUUGUGGCCCAGGCAGUGUUAUUCAUGUGUAUGAACACAGCUGGAAUCUUCAUCAGUUACCUGUCAGACCGGGCCCAGCGCCAAGCCUUCCUGGAGACGCGGAGGUGUGUGGAGGCCAGGCUACGCCUGGAGACGGAAAACCAAAGACAGGAACGGCUUGUGCUGUCUGUGCUCCCCCGCUUUGUCGUCCUGGAAAUGAUCAAUGACAUGACCAAUGUUGAAGACGAGCACUUGCAGCACCAGUUCCAUCGGAUCUACAUCCACCGUUAUGAGAACGUCAGUAUUCUUUUUGCAGAUGUUAAAGGAUUUACCAACCUCUCCACGACCUUGUCUGCCCAGGAGCUGGUCCGGAUGCUCAACGAGCUCUUUGCCAGAUUUGAUCGACUGGCUCAUGAGCAUCACUGCCUUCGCAUUAAAAUCCUGGGGGACUGUUACUACUGUGUUUCAGGGCUUCCUGAGCCCCGCCAGGACCACGCCCACUGCUGCGUUGAAAUGGGCCUCAGCAUGAUCAAAACCAUCAGGUAUGUGAGGUCAAGGACACAGCAUGAUGUGGACAUGAGGAUUGGAAUCCACUCAGGCUCAGUUCUAUGUGGAGUGCUGGGCCUGCGGAAGUGGCAGUUUGAUGUCUGGUCCUGGGAUGUGGACAUCGCGAACAAGCUUGAAUCUGGAGGAAUCCCCGGGAGGAUUCACAUUUCCAAAGCCACGCUGGACUGCCUCAACGGUGACUAUAAUGUGGAAGAGGGUCAUGGUAAAGAGAGAAACGAAUUCUUGAGGAAGCAUAAUAUAGAGACCUACUUGAUUAAGCAGCCUGAGGAGAGUCUGCUGUCAUUGCCCGAAGACAUUGUCAAGGAAUCGGUGAGCUCCUCAGACAGGAGAAACAGUGGGGCGACAUUCACAGAAGGAUCCUGGAGCCCCGAACUGCCCUUUGAUAACAUAGUGGGGAAACAGAACACUCUGGCUGCCCUAACAAGAAAUUCAAUAAAUCUACUUCCAAACCAUCUUGCACAAGCUUUGCAUGUCCAGUCUGGGCCUGAGGAAAUUAACAAGAGAAUAGAACAUACCAUCGACUUGCGGAGUGGCGAUAAAUUGAGAAGAGAGCAUAUCAAGCCAUUCUCACUGAUGUUUAAAGACUCCAGCCUGGAGCACAAGUAUUCUCAAAUGAGGGAUGAAGUAUUCAAGUCAAACUUGGUCUGUGCAUUUAUCGUUCUUCUAUUUAUCACGGCGAUACAAAGUUUGCUUCCUUCUUCAAGGGUGAUGCCAAUGGCCAUCCAGUUUUCCAUCCUGAUUAUGCUGCACUCGGCUCUCGUCCUCAUCACCACAGCAGAGGAUUAUAAGUGUUUGCCCCUCGUCCUCCGGAAAACUUGCUGUUGGAUUAAUGAGACCUAUUUGGCCCGGAACGUCAUCAUCUUUGCAUCCAUCUUGAUUAACUUCCUGGGUGCCAUCUUGAAUAUCCUGUGGUGUGAUUUUGACAAGUCGAUACCCUUGAAGAACCUGACUUUCAAUUCCUCAGCUGUGUUUACAGAUAUCUGCUCCUACCCAGAGUACUUCGUCUUCACCGGGGUGCUUGCCAUGGUGACUUGUGCAGUUUUCCUCCGCCUGAACUCUGUCCUGAAACUGGCUGUGCUGCUGAUUAUGAUCGCCAUCUACGCUCUGCUGACCGAAACCAUCUAUGCGGGCCUCUUUCUGCGCUACGACAACCUGAACCACAGUGGAGAAGAUUUCCUGGGGACCAAGGAGGCAUCACUGCUGCUGAUGGCCAUGUUCCUCCUUGCUGUGUUCUACCAUGGACAGCAGCUAGAGUACACAGCCCGCCUUGACUUCCUUUGGCGAGUACAGGCCAAAGAGGAGAUCAAUGAGAUGAAGGAGCUAAGGGAACACAAUGAGAACAUGCUCCGGAACAUUCUACCCAGCCACGUGGCCCGCCACUUCCUGGAGAAAGACCGAGACAAUGAGGAGCUGUAUUCUCAAUCCUAUGAUGCCGUCGGGGUGAUGUUUGCCUCCAUCCCGGGGUUUGCAGAUUUUUACUCUCAGACUGAAAUGAAUAACCAAGGAGUGGAGUGCCUGCGCCUGCUGAAUGAAAUCAUUGCUGACUUCGAUGAGCUCCUCGGUGAAGACCGGUUCCAAGACAUUGAAAAGAUUAAGACCAUUGGCAGCACCUACAUGGCUGUGUCAGGCCUGUCCCCUGAAAAACAGCAAUGUGAAGACAAGUGGGGGCAUUUGUGCGCCCUGGCUGACUUCUCCCUCGCCCUGACUGAGAGCAUACAGGAGAUCAACAAACAUUCCUUCAACAAUUUCGAACUCCGGAUUGGCAUCAGCCAUGGCUCCGUGGUAGCUGGCGUUAUCGGCGCUAAGAAACCACAGUAUGACAUUUGGGGCAAAACCGUGAACCUGGCAAGUCGAAUGGACAGCACAGGUGUCAGUGGCAGGAUCCAAGUCCCUGAGGAGACCUAUCUCAUCCUGAAGGACCAGGGCUUUGCCUUUGACUACCGAGGGGAGAUCUAUGUGAAGGGCAUCAGUGAACAAGAAGGAAAAAUCAAAACGUACUUUCUGCUGGGAAGAGUCCAACCCAAUCCAUUCAUCUUGCCCCCGAGAAGACUGCCCGGGCAGUACUCCUUGGCCGCAGUUGUCCUGGGCCUUGUCCAGUCUCUCAAUAGGCAAAGGCAGAAGCAGCUGCUCAACGAGAACAACAACACGGGGAUUAUCAAGGGUCAUUACAACCGGCGGACUUUGUUGACACCCAGCGGGCCAGAGCCUGGAGCCCAAGCCGAAGGCACCGACAAGUCUGAUUUGCCAUAA
Molecule: messenger RNA, 3759 nt
Organism: Neogale vison (American mink)
Lineage: Eukaryota; Metazoa; Chordata; Mammalia; Carnivora; Mustelidae
Gene: ADCY8
Product: adenylate cyclase 8
Exons: 18
Coding region: 1-3759 (1252 amino acids)
Biological process (GO): adenylate cyclase-activating G protein-coupled receptor signaling pathway; intracellular signal transduction; cAMP biosynthetic process
Cellular component (GO): plasma membrane
Molecular function (GO): adenylate cyclase activity
Source: RefSeq, a predicted model, not a curated record